Aethalodelphis obliquidens (Pacific white-sided dolphin) is the source of this 2224-nucleotide messenger RNA. It is a transcript of the gene SLC7A10, whose product is annotated as solute carrier family 7 member 10. Gene Ontology annotation, biological process: D-alanine transmembrane transport; D-serine transmembrane transport. Gene Ontology annotation, cellular component: membrane. NCBI's taxonomy places the organism in Eukaryota, Metazoa, Chordata, Mammalia, Artiodactyla, Delphinidae. Gene Ontology annotation, molecular function: neutral L-amino acid transmembrane transporter activity; L-amino acid transmembrane transporter activity. The coding region runs from base 1 to 1776 and encodes 591 amino acids. The transcript is spliced from 10 exons. The record is from RefSeq and is a predicted model, not a curated record.
AUGGCCGGCCACACGCAGCAGCCGAGCGGGCGCGGGAACCCGGGCCCUGCUCCCUCGCCCUCCCCUGGCCCGGGCCCCGGGCCCGGCGCCUCGGAGCGGGUAGCGCUCAAGAAGGAGAUCGGGCUGGUGAGCGCCUGCACCAUCAUCAUCGGAAACAUCAUCGGCUCGGGCAUCUUCAUCUCCCCCAAGGGAGUCCUGGAGCACUGUGGCUCCGUGGGUCUGGCCCUCUUCGUCUGGGUCCUGGGUGGGGGCAUCACUGCCUUGGGCUCACUGUGCUACGCGGAGCUGGGAGUCGCCAUCCCCAGGUCUGGUGGGGACUACGCCUAUGUCACCGAGAUCUUCGGGGGCCUGGCUGGCUUCCUGCUGCUCUGGAGCGCCGUCCUCAUCAUGUACCCCACCAGCCUGGCCGUCAUCUCCAUGACCUUCUCCAACUACGUGCUGCAGCCCGUGUUCCCCAACUGCAUCCCCCCGGCCGCCGCUUCCCGUGCGCUCUCCAUGGCCUGCCUUAUGCUCCUGACGUGGGUGAACAGCUCGAGCGUGCGCUGGGCCACGCGCAUCCAGGACGUGUUCACCGGCGGGAAGCUGCUGGCCCUGUCACUCAUCAUUGGCGUGGGCUUUGUCCAGAUCUUCCAAGGACACUUCGAGGAGCUGAGGCCCAGCAAUGCCUUCGACUUCUGGAUGACGCCAUCCGUGGGUCACCUGGCCCUGGCCUUCCUCCAGGGCUCCUUUGCCUUCAGCGGCUGGAACUUCCUCAACUAUGUCACCGAGGAGCUGGUGGACCCUCGAAAGAACCUACCUCGCGCCAUCUUCAUCUCCAUCCCCCUGGUGACCUUCGUGUACACCUUCACCAAUGUCGCCUACUUCACUGCCAUGUCCCCCCAGGAGCUGCUGGCCUCUAACGCAGUGGCCGUGACCUUCGGGGAGAAGCUGCUGGGCUACUUUUCUUGGGUCAUGCCCGUCUCCGUAGCACUUUCCACUUUCGGAGGGAUCAAUGGCUACCUGUUCACCUCCUCCAGACUGUGCUUCUCUGGAGCCCGAGAGGGACACCUGCCCAGCCUGCUGGCCAUGAUCCAUGUCAGACACUGCACCCCUAUCCCUGCCCUCCUCGUCUGCGUAAGUUGGGGGACCCAGGCUCGCAAGGCGGGGAGCCAGGGCCACGCAGCAGCAUGGGUAAUGGCAGGGAUGAGGCCUGGCCCUGGUGGGGGCGGGAGGGCCGGGCUCGCUGACCUCCUGGCCCCAGUGGGCAGGCCCGGGUCCCCUGCUGGGCUGACAGGAGGCAGGUGGGAGUCAGCCCUCAGCCCAGUCCUCUUCCAGGGUGGGGCGACGGCAGUCAUCAUGCUUGUGGGAGACACGUACACGCUCAUCAACUAUGUGUCCUUCAUCAACUACCUCUGCUAUGGCGUCACCAUCCUGGGCCUGCUGGUGCUACGCUGGAGGUGGCCGGCGCUCCACAGGCCCAUCAAGGUGAACCUCCUCGUCCCCGUCGCAUACUUGGUCUUCUGGGCGUUCCUGCUCGUCUUCAGCUUCAUCUCAGAGCCCAUGGUGUGCGGGGUGGGCGUCAUCAUCAUCCUCACGGGGGUGCCCAUCUUCUUCCUGGGAGUGUUCUGGAGAAGCAAACCAAAGUGUGUGCACCGACUCACAGAGUCAAUGACACGCUGGGGCCAGGAGCUGUGUUUCGUGGUCUACCCCCAGGGCUCCCCGGAGGAGGAGGAAAAUGGCCCCUGCCAGCCCUCCCCACUGCCCGCCGCCACGGACAAGCCCUUGAAGACACAAUGAGACAUUGUGGAGCCUUGAAGCAGCUGUUUCUGUUUACAUGUUGUUUAUGAGGAGGUGUUUUUGCAAAAAAAAAAAAAAAAAAAAAAUUUUUUUUCCUGGGGAAAAAAAGAGAUCCUACUCUUAGAGGCCUGUGGUAAGGAGCCCUGAAGAUGUGGGACUGGGUCCCCUGUCAGCGCUGCCCCGCUAGCUUUUCCUGGAAAGGUCUACGAAUAAAACAGGGCUGGUGGUGUACCUGUCUCAGGUGAGUCCCUGGUGGGCACCUCUCGGUGGUGGGCACCCCUCGGUGGGGGGCACGCGUGGAGCUGGCUGGAGAAGGGGGCCCGGCAGGCCCAGGAGGAGGCCCUUGGCAUUCGGGGGCUCUGCCGCUUCAGCCAGGCACUCCCUCUCCGGGGCUGGCACCGUGGGGUCCGGAGCCGCCCCUGCCCCAAAGGGACAUGGAGGAUUGGGA